CAUUUCAGGUGUGCGAGGGGCUUUGAACCAUCGUUUGGAUGAUUACUGUUACCAACCUACCAUGUAAAAAAAAUAAAUACAAAAAAUAAAAAUAAAUAAUAUUAAUAAUAAUAGUAAUAAUAACAAUAAAUUAUUAUUAUUAUCACUAUUAUUAAUAAUAAUAACAAUAAUAAAUAUAACUGCGAGCAGCAAUUAACGGGUUUCAAGCGGUUUAAGGCCUUUAAGCACAUGCGUAAAAAGGUAUUCUGUUUUAUUUAGCAAGCAUGUAACCACCUAGAUCAUAGAUGGAAUAGACCAUUUACAACCAAUACAGGCAAUUUACUAAGGAAAUACAUGGUUUUUAUAGCUUUUUAAAGCUUAUAGCGCCACCUAUGGUCCGAUCUCCAUAAAAGUCUUCAUGCUUGUUUAGAAUCAUGUCGCAUGUGCUCAGCUAAUUUUGUGAAGUUCUGAGUGUUUCUUUAGGAAUUAUGGGCUUAUUUGUACACUUGACCACGCCCAUUUUCUAAAUGACACUGUUAUAGCUACCCAAAGGGUAAAGUUCCAAUUUUUUGGGGAUAAUUAUUGAGCUAGAGAGUCCAGAUAAUUGUACUGCAUUAGUUUUAUUGAGGUUGAGCAAAAAACCUAGGACUAGUUCACAAAAGUAGGUUUUUUACAUAAUUGUGAAUAUUUAAUGAAAGAUUUGAUUGACAGCAGUGGUUCCUGAGGCAGAGUUGUUCAGUAUGAGGAGAUCUAACAAAUGAUAUGAAUUAUAUCAAAGGUCGCAUUCGAAGGCCGAUUGCAUCACUGCUGCGCGACAAAGGCUGUCCCAAUUCGAAGGCUCCUUCAAAUGCGGCCUCCUAAUGCAUCCUUCAUUUCCCAUGAAAUGGAUACAACAAAUGGAUCCUUCACGGCCUUGCCUACCCCAGAAUUCAUUGCGUGCCAGGUGAUGACAGGAUUUUUUUUUAGAGAAAUUGCCAAAUUACACUUUUAAACAUAAGUAUUGGGUUUCAACUUACUAAAAUAUGUAAUGAUACAAAUGUAAAAAAAAAAAUAAAAAACUUUAAAGUGGUUCAAAUGUUGACUUAUAUAUUACUAAUAUGCGAUUAUAUAUAGUUUAUACUCUUUAUUAUAUACAGAAAUGGACCAUGGUGAAAAUAUUUAGACAGUUUGUGAACCCUGUUUUGUUUUCAGACAGUUUAAAUAUAACUUUCAAAAAAAGUCCAGUACAAACAUUACAGUCACUCGGCAGCUGUCACAGUUGUUAGGCGACAAGGACAGUCCUCCGUAGGCUAGACUGUCCCAAUUAACAAUGCUCAGUCCGACCUUCACGGCCUUCGAAGGCGUGGCUUUUGAAUUGGGACACAGCCAUUGUGUGUUUGUGUGAAACACCACGUGAUUACAGAGGCGUAAAACUCGUUAGCACCAUCCAUUGGCCGAUUUCUUUCAAAUUUCUCACAGACCUCUAGGGUCAGGGGUUGAACAGGCCCACCGAGUUUUGUGCCGAUCAGCCUCCGGUAACCUUGUCUAAUAGGUGCUCAAAUUUCAUUGGCCGAUGGCGGCCAUGUUUUUUAAGAUACGCCAAUGUCCUCACAGACAGUCAUGGCACCUUGGACAAAGACACUGCAUGCUGAUUUUCAACUCAAUCAGACUAACAGUUGCGUAGUUAGAGAUGUUUUUAUAUUUUUUUCCUGUUAUAGCGCCACCAAGUGGCCAAACUAUGCAUUUUUUUUUUUACUGUGACCUCAGAUUGAGCUCAUACACGUGUACCGAGUUUGGUGAAAAUAUCUCAUUUCAUUGGGGCGUUAUAGCCAUUUUUAAAAUGGCCCUCCCUUUUCGAACGCUUUGGUACCCCUUAGUGACCGUGAGUCGAAAUAUAAUUUUUUUUUUUUUGAUAAUUAUUGAUAAUCAAACUCCAGAGUAUAUUUCUGCACUGGUUUUCUUCCGAUCGGGUGAAAAACCUAGGACUAGUUCGCAAAAGUAGGUUUUGAACAUUAUCUGAAAUAUUUACCAAACGAUUUGACAGACACCAGUGCUAUCAGGUGAUAUAUAUUAAUUGUGUUUUUUCACAACACUGCAUUAUAAACAACACAACCCUCCCAGACCAAGAGUCAAAUAGGUCCACUAAGUUUCGCUCCAAUCGGUCAUUGUUAACCUUGUGUAAUAGCUGCUGAAAUUUUAUUGGCCGAUGGCGGCCAUGUUUUUCAGCAUACAUGAAUGUCCGUAUAGACAAUGAUGGCAGCUGAGACAAAGACAGUAUAUGCACAUUUUGAAGUCAAUAGGAUUAACGGUUUCAUAGUUACAGCCAAUUUCAUGUUAUUUUGGUAUUAUAGCGCCACCAUGUGUCAAAAUCGCGCCAACUGGGCGACCAAAGAUUGACCUCUUACAUAAGCAUGCCAAGUUUGGUGAAGAUAUCUCAUUUCCUUCAAGAGUUAUAGCCAUUUAAUUAAAACUGGCCACUCCUACUUCCUAUGUUUUCGCAUACCGUAGCAAGCACUUGAACCCCUAAUAAUAAUAAAAAUCUUAACAAUUACAAUAGGGUUUCAGUGCUAAGCACUUGAACCCCUAAUAAUAAUAAAAAUCUUAACAAUUACAAUAGGGUUUCAGUGCUAAGCACUUGAACCCCUAAUAAACAAUAAAUAGGAAAAUACCAAAAUGCCAUGGAUGUAGUAGCUAUAGUGAAUCAUUUUGGUAAUAUUUAGUAGUCUUUUUUUUAAUUUUUAUUUUUAUUGUUUUGUUUAUUUUUUCAUUUUCUAUUGUCUGAGGCAGUGUUGGAAAAAUAUUUGAGAGAUCCUUGAGAAAUAUAGAUGAAUAAAAGGGAAAGAGUGACAGGUGAAGUAAUGGAGAAAAUCAGAGAGCGGGGUUGAUAGUAAUGGCUUUUUAUAAGAGGACCAUAAUCCUUCUUUAUUCUGCUUUCCCUUUAGAUUUACGCAAUGACAUAAUCCAAGCCUGUCAGUCAAACAGAGAGUUGCCCACUGUGUGUAUUAAAGAGUACCAUGUUAGAAUCAAAGUCCCAGUCCAGAUUUGUUUUCCAUCUGUUUGGAUGCUGUGUGUGUGUGUUAGAGAGAGAGAGAGAGAGAGAGAUAGUAAACUAGUAUUUUAAGCCAAAUAGAAACAUUUUCCUGGGAAAAUUCUCUUCUUUUAUGAUGCACUGUGCAGCCAGAAAAUAACUUUAAUCCCACAGUUUUUUUUUUUUAUAAUCAGAUGUCGCAACCCCCCUCAUCCAUUAGAUUCAACAGUGGAGUCCAAAGUUGCAGCUGUAAUCUGGAACAUAAAUGUGAAUGGGACACAUCAAGGAGGUUUGGAUGAUUUGUGCAUGACUGCGUGAUUAAGAGUAGAAAUAUUAAGGUGCUCUGGUGUGUGUGUGUGUGUGUGUGUGUGUGUGUGUGUGUGUGGUCUUCACUUGAAAAUUCUGGCUGUUCAACAGAAUGCAUCUGCUGCUGUUCAUUUCACUCUGCCUAAGUCUCUGUUCCUCUGUGCUGAGUGCAGCAGUAACACCUCCAUGUAGUGCCAUAUACAGGGGUUUUGCUGAAUGUCUGGUUACUCUGGGUGACAGUGUGAGCUCCAAUACUGAUGACCCACAGGACAUCAACUCCAUAUGCAAGUCAUGGGAUGCCUUCCAGGUGUGUGUCAGUAGUGUGUUGUCAGGUUGCCGUGGUGAUGCAGCAGAAAUCUGGGAAUCUUUGAGGGCAGAGUCCCAAAAAACAACAUUUGCUCGAAAUCUCUAUGACAUGUGUGCAGGACGUACUGAAGCUGUCACUGCAGCUACCACUCUUCAGAGUCUUCCCAGCACUGACCAAACCAACCAGGAAACCCUCAAAGGACUUGCUCAUUCUAUCAGCCACUCAGUCAGCACAGAGCUGCUCCUGACAUGCAUCUCUCUUCUCCUGCUACUUCGGAUGCAGCCCAUCCCUUUUAUACAGCAGGACUGAUGCCAUUGGCCAAUGACAGCGUUACAGGCAAAUAUCAGCAUAGACUCUAUCAUGUAAUGCUAUUUAAAACCAUGUCAAAAACAUAGGCCCUGUUCUUAGAAUAUUUUUUUUACUUUAAAAUUCAGUAAUGUUCCAGUGCUGAUUGCAAGAAAACGACAACAAACAAACAAAAAACAAAACAAAAACCUUAUUUAUAAUUGUAAGGGUAUAAUUACUAAGGGGUUUCUCAUCUUAAAGGUGCACUCUGUAUUUUUCUCCCUCAUUUAAAAAGUUGUGCUCCUUAAGAAAUGAAUUGUGAUUUUGAAAAAUAUGUAUAAAAUCAUGAGCACUUACAUAAGAUAAAGACUCCAGUCAUAUCAGUAACUUUAUAAAAGCUGUUUUAUUCUCCAUGCGGCGGGUCCCAUCAUGGCGGCUGCCAUGUUAAAGGAAUGGUGCACCCAAAAAUGAAAAUUCUCUCAUCAUUUACUCACCCUUAUGCCAUCCCAGAUGUGUAUGACUUUCUUUCAUCUGCGGAACACAAUUUUAUUUUAUUAUUAUUAUUAUUAUUUUAAAGAAUUUCUCAGCUUUUUUGAUCCAUUCAAUGCAAUUGAAUGGGUGCCAAAAAUUAAGCUCCAAA
Messenger RNA from Myxocyprinus asiaticus (Chinese sucker), 4524 nucleotides. Its product is annotated as neuritin-like protein. Gene Ontology annotation, biological process: neuron projection extension; nervous system development. The record is from RefSeq and is a predicted model, not a curated record. NCBI's taxonomy places the organism in Eukaryota, Metazoa, Chordata, Actinopteri, Cypriniformes, Catostomidae. Bases 3405 to 3908 code for a protein of 167 amino acids. The transcript has 3 exons. Gene Ontology annotation, cellular component: plasma membrane.